Drosophila innubila is the source of this 448-nucleotide messenger RNA. RefSeq lists its product as uncharacterized. The record is from RefSeq and is a predicted model, not a curated record. The transcript has 2 exons. Lineage: Eukaryota; Metazoa; Arthropoda; Insecta; Diptera; Drosophilidae. The coding region runs from base 77 to 382 and encodes 101 amino acids.
AUUACAGUUUGAAUACCUAAAUAAAAACAUUUUUAGAAUAAUCAAUCUAGAGUUUAUAGUCUGAAAAAAAGAAACUAUGGCGACACAAUCGGGUGGUACCUCAGAUUUGGAUACAGAAUCCGUGGAAGUUUUACGUGAACGCCUGAGCACCAUGAAGCGCUUGAUGGCUGAGCGUACGGCACAGCAACAGAAUAAUCCGGCAUCUACUGAGGAAAUCUUUUCAACGAAACGCCAUCGAUCUGCCAAUAUCAUUGAUGGCAAUUUUCUGAGCAUCGCAUUUGGCGGUGCUUUGCUGGUUAUUGUGACGGUUUCAGUUUAUGCAUUUUACAAUUUAUAUCAUGCCAUAUUAAAAAAGUUUCCUUCUCAUCACGAGGAGUUGUAAUUUGCAUAUGAACAAAUUUGUACGCAUUUAAUAAAUACACAUAUGUCUGUCAUUAAAAAAAUGAAA